UUCAAUAAUCUAAUAAUGACUUUAGACAUGGUGUGUAAUUUCCGCAAAUGCCGAAGAUCACUAUCAAGUCAAGCUUGGGUAACAACAUGCUCCCAUGCUUUUUGUGUUGAACACGGCAAAAGAGAAUUCAAGAGAAAUGCUGAAAAUUCACUAACUUGUCCGGCUUGCGGUAAUGAGCUCCGAGAUAAGUUUGAUGUUAUUCAAGCAGAUCUGCAUCCCAAUGAAACCUUUAAAUCCAUUGUACUAGCGGGAAUGAAACCAGAUACAAUCAUGGAUAUAGCAAUGAGGGCCAUGUCAUUCUGGUCUUAUCAAGUGGAACAGGAAACAUUAUACCAGGAAAGCUUGGCAAAACACACUAGAGAGAAGUUGCAAUGUUUGGAAGAGAUUCACACACUAAACUUGCAAAAGUUAAAGGCUGAGUUAGAAACGUGCAAACGCAAAAUUGCCACCAUGCAAACUGAAUACAACAAAAAGAGGAAACAGGCUGAUGAACUAACUUCAGCUUUAGAAGAAAAAUCCAGGAAGUUACAAAAAUUAACAUUCCAGCUGGAAGCACAGAAAAGAAAAGGGAUUCAUGUGCCAGAAGAAUUUGAGAGCUCUAACAAAAAUCAAUCAAAGUGUAUGGAUGUUUCGGAUUUAGUUGGGCAGAGAGCAGUAUCUGAGGCCUUUGUGUUUAGACCUGCGAAGGAUACGAAUGCAGAAACUCAUGCUAUUUGCUCGCCUCCACGAACACCUUUAUUCGAUUUUCGACGUAAGAAACCUCAUCAUCAACCCAAUUUCCAGUUUAGACCUUUGUCAUCAUAGAUAGUUGAGUAUGUUAAGAGUAAAUUACAUUUUAAAUUAAGAAUAAUGUAGUAGC
Messenger RNA from Plutella xylostella (diamondback moth), 859 nucleotides. Its product is annotated as E3 ubiquitin-protein ligase CCNB1IP1-like. The record is from RefSeq and is a predicted model, not a curated record. Gene Ontology annotation, cellular component: synaptonemal complex. Lineage: Eukaryota; Metazoa; Arthropoda; Insecta; Lepidoptera; Plutellidae. Gene Ontology annotation, biological process: reciprocal meiotic recombination. Gene Ontology annotation, molecular function: ubiquitin protein ligase activity.